Molecule: messenger RNA, 429 nt
Organism: Vigna unguiculata (cowpea)
Lineage: Eukaryota; Viridiplantae; Streptophyta; Magnoliopsida; Fabales; Fabaceae
Source: RefSeq, a predicted model, not a curated record
AUGGCAGCUGCCGCCGCUAUCUCCUCGCCGGCCACUACUGCAACUCGCCGGAAACAGCCAUCUCCAUCACCACCGCAACAGCACCGUGCCGCCUCCGUCUUCAUCGCACCACGACGCACCAUCACCAAGCCGGAAACCACUGCGAGUUCAUCUUCUCCGCGAGCGAGAGCAACCAGAAUCACGCACCAUCGCGCAACACCAUCAGCUCGUCACUGUUCCGUCACCACCUUCACGCCGGAAAACGCAGGAGCAAAACCAGCGGCAGCAAUAACCAGAACAGCCUUCCAUUGUAGAUCUACGCAUCCUCGCUGGCCACCACCAACCUCUGCAGCGCCAGCUCCGCACACCACGGCGCAGCCAUGGCAGCCACCACACUUCAUGUGUAGAACCACCGCGAGGAGGCACUCCACACCAUUGCAGCAGAUCUGA